Xiphias gladius (swordfish) is the source of this 1857-nucleotide messenger RNA. It is a transcript of the gene orc4, whose product is annotated as origin recognition complex, subunit 4. Bases 284 to 1588 code for a protein of 434 amino acids. Gene Ontology annotation, cellular component: nuclear origin of replication recognition complex; nucleus. NCBI's taxonomy places the organism in Eukaryota, Metazoa, Chordata, Actinopteri, Istiophoriformes, Xiphiidae. The record is from RefSeq and is a predicted model, not a curated record. Gene Ontology annotation, molecular function: DNA replication origin binding; ATP hydrolysis activity. The transcript is spliced from 14 exons. Gene Ontology annotation, biological process: DNA replication initiation; DNA replication.
CGCUGGCCGAGCAGUAUUCCCGCGAAGCUUGAGACCGUUCGGCAAGUGAUCGACUGUUUUUCCCCGGGUGUGUGUACUCCGCGUGUGCACGCUGUCGGACCAGCCGACUUUCAUUAGGCUACAGAAUCUGAGCAGUCUUACCCCGCUAAUCCGAAGCGUGUUGCCGGUUUGCCCCUGCGGCGCCCCGGUGACGUUCGCGUCGGCGUGGAGAGAAAGUGCCGCCGAACUCCGUUCUUAAAUUAGGACGCAUUAGUGCUUCCUUGCUCGCUGGAGUCACGGCAUCAUGAGUAAAAGGAAGGUGAAAGACACCCACCUGCCAGUCGGGGAAUGCGUCGCACAGGUCCAGGGGAUUUUGAGGGAGCGGCUCUGCCAUCAGCAGCUGCCCGACAAGCCAUGGGGCGUGGAGGCUCAGCACAAACACCUCCUGGAGCUGCUGAGGCGGACGGCCGUCCACGGGGAGAGUAACUCGGUGCUAAUCGUCGGUCCCAGAGGAGCGGGAAAAACAAUGCUGCUCAAGUGUGUGUUGAGAGACCUGCUGGAGGAAAAAGAAGCGCAUAAAAACCUGCUACAGGUUCAUCUCAACGGUCUCCUGCAGACCGACGACAGAAUAGCGCUCAAAGAAAUAACGCGGCAACUCCGCCUGGAAAACGUCGUCGGUGACAAAGUGUUUGGAAGUUUUGCAGAAAAUCUGGCUUUCCUGUUGGAGGCGCUAAAGAAAGGUGACCGCAGCAGCAGUCGCUCGGUGCUCUUCGUCCUGGAUGAGUUCGACCUGUUCGCCCACCAUAAGAACCAGACUCUGCUCUACAACCUGUUCGACGUCUCCCAGUCUGCCCAGGCGCCCAUCGCUGUGGUCGGCAUGACCUGCAGACUGGAUGUUCUGGAGCUGCUGGAGAAGCGGGUAAAGUCGCGGUUUUCCCACCGUCAGAUCCACCUGCUGAGCAGCCUGACAUUCCCUCAGUACCUGGAGCGGGUCCAAACCCAGCUCGGCCUGCCGGAGGAUUUCCCCGACACCAAGUUCGCGCAGGACUGGAACGACAGUAUCAAGACUUUGUGCGCAGACAAAUCGGUGGAGGAGGUUUUACAGAGACACUUCAACUCCAGCAAAGACUUCCGCUCAAUGCACAUGCUGCUGACGUUGUGCCUGAGUCGCGUCUCCGUGGCCAAACCUGCCAUCAAACCUGCCGACCUGCUGGAGGCCAGCAGACUGUGCUUUGCCGACGCCAAGGCGAACAUGCUCCAUGGACUGUCCAUCUUGGAGCUGUGCCUGAUCAUCGCCAUGAAGCACCUCAACGACGUCUACGAAGGAGAGCCGUUCAAUCUCCAAAUGGUGACCAACGAGUUUAAGAAGUUCCUGCAGAGGAAGUCAAACUCCAUGUACAACUUCGACCAGCCUGUCGUCAUGAAGGCCUUCGAGCACCUGCAGCAGCUGGAGCUGGUCCGAGCCGUCGACGGUUCCUCGGCCAAAACUCAGAGGGAAUACCAGCUGGUGAGACUCAUGCUGGACCACAGUCAGAUCAUGGAGGCCCUGCAGAAGUAUCCGCAGUGCCCCACCGAUGUCAAGCAGUGGGCCAUGUCGGCGUUCGGCUAGGACUCCACGGACGUUUGGACGUCGUGGGCACGUUUAUUUUGCUGUGCGGGAGAAAAUGCGAAAUUAAGCCUGAGAAGUUUGGAGAUGUAGUCGGGAAGAAGGAAGUCGGUGAGGUCCCUGUGGUUUGUCUUCCAUGCGGAUGCUGAAAUGGACUGAAGACCAGGCGCCUGAGCGUCUUUAUCAAAUCAAAUCAAAAUCAAUCAAGCCCCACAGCUUGGACCAGGGAACCGGGGACAGGUCUAAAUGGUGGAUCGGACAUUUCAAUCUAC